This is a messenger RNA of Daldinia loculata, 950 nucleotides long. Its product is annotated as glycoside hydrolase family 61 protein. Bases 250 to 939 code for a protein of 229 amino acids. Lineage: Eukaryota; Fungi; Ascomycota; Sordariomycetes; Xylariales; Hypoxylaceae. The record is from RefSeq and is a predicted model, not a curated record. The transcript is spliced from 4 exons.
GACCUCUUUUUAUCCGCAAACACAGGGGUGACUACACCAUACCCGGUAAACGCAAGGACAGACUCCGUCUCGGUUUAGGCCUCUGCAAGUUCCCGCUUAGCAAUAGUACUAUAAGAUGAUGACCUCCCUGCCUCUGCGUCGCUGCGGCGUGGAUGUUGUUUGUCUGCGUAGGACAUUGAUGCUGUAUCCGUCUUCUCAUCGACAUUAUUCGUCUAGUUAGAUAUAAACAUUACGAGUCUAUUAGCGACAAUGAAGACCGCAGCAGCAUUCGCACUCCUCGUGGCCAGCACCCAAGCCGCUCCGCAUUACACGUUCCCGAAGCUCGCGGGCACCUCGGACUGGAGCUCCGUUCGGCAGACGGCAAACUUCCAGUCGAAUGGGCCCGUGACCGACGUCAACUCGGAUGCUAUUCGUUGCUACCAGCGGGCUGCCGGCGGCGCCCCUGAUACCACGCAGGUCAAGGCCGGCGGCCAGAUCACUUGGGUUGCUAACCCGAGUAUCUACCACCCUGGAGCCCUUUCGGCAUACAUGGCCAAGGUCCCGUCCGGCAAGACCGCCGCCGACUUCGACGGCAGCGGAAACGUGUGGUUCAAGGUGUACCAGGACAUGCCCACGGCGUCGGGCGGACAAUACACCUGGCCAUCAAACGGCAAAGCCGAAAUCAGCUUCACCAUCCCGCAGUGCCUAGCGGAGGGCGACUACCUGUUCCGGAUCGAGCACGUGGCCCUCCACUCGGCGUCGGCAGCGGGCGGCGCCCAGUUCUACAUCUCGUGCGCGCAGGUCCACGUCAGCGGGGGCUCGUCGGGGGCCGCGCAGCCCGGGGGGUUGGUCUCGUUCCCCGGCGCGUAUAAGGCGACCGACCCGGGCAUUAUGAUUAACAUCUACAAUAACGGCGGGAAGGAGUACCAGCCCGCGGGGCCGAAGGUGUUUACUUGUUAGAUGGGGUGAGG